Molecule: messenger RNA, 1407 nt
Organism: Haliotis rufescens (red abalone)
Lineage: Eukaryota; Metazoa; Mollusca; Gastropoda; Lepetellida; Haliotidae
Product: xyloside xylosyltransferase 1-like
Exons: 2
Coding region: 87-1241 (384 amino acids)
Molecular function (GO): UDP-xylosyltransferase activity
Source: RefSeq, a predicted model, not a curated record
UUCCGCUGGUCGGUGAAAAGAUUACGAGGCUCACAGUCACACAGUGCUGUGUCGUUGUCGUGUAAUCAGUUUGCCGAUGUGGCACAAUGUCGACCCUUUCAAGAUUCUUUCCAACUAAACCAUUAAGUCUCGUGUUGCUAUGUGUCAUCUUAGUGGGCGUCGUCUUUCUGUAUUACAACAGCGGACAAAAUAACUCAUUUACACAUGAAAACAAACAGUUUUACAGAAAUAAUGUGCUUGAAGAGAAGGUAAAAUCUUUGAAAGAAGGCCGAAAACAGGAACAGGUUGAAGAAAAUAAUUCCCUUUUAACAGGAGAACUCACAAAAGAAGUUGAAGAAAAGAAUACACUCCCAUCCAGUGACGGAGAUUUGCCUGAUGAAAUAAAUGUCAUUAUCACAUUUACUAACGCUCAAUCUAGUCCUUCUCUUCAGAGGAAAUUUACAGUUACUGUAACAUCAAUGCUGGCUGCAACAUCUGCACCUGUAGCUCUACAUAUCCUGGGCGACAUAGAAAGUCAGAAGCUAGCUGCAUCCAUUAUGAAGGAAAACGUUAAAUCAACCAACUACAGGAUGGUGCACCUUGACAUUGAGGAUAUCACACACAGGCUCCAUGAUAUCGUGAAGGACAUGCAGAACAAAUUCAGUGGCCAGAAGUCGUACUACCAUGAUGCAUUGUUCUUCAUGUCUAUCGCUAUACACAGAGUGCUUCCCACGGACAUUCACAAAGUCAUCAUGCUAGACGCCGAUCUGAAGUUCCAUGGAGACAUCAGGAACCUGCAUGCUCUGUUCGAUGAGUUCUCCGACACGAAUGUGAUGGGGAUAGCCCACGAGGCCCAGCCAGUGUACCGCCACCAGUUCUACCAGUACAGAAGCCAGAACAAGGGGACGCGCGUCGGAGAGCCCCCACCCAAUGGCCUGACAGGAUUCAACAGCGGUGUCCUUCUCCUUGAUAUUGACAGGAUGAGGUCAUCAACUGUCUACAAUUCUCUCAUCACAGCUGAAGUGGCUGAACAGCUGAAGACGAAGUACAGCUUCAAGGGUCAUCUCGGCGAUCAGUGCUUCUUCACUCUUCUGUCGUUGGAACAUGAGGAACUAUUCUACGUUCUUCCCUGCAGUUGGAACAGGCAGCUGUGCACAUGGUGGAAAGGGAAAGGAUACGACGAUGUGUUUGAUCUGUAUUUUAAGUGUGAAGGUCAUAUCAAUAUUUAUCAUGGAAACUGUAACACAAAAAUUCCAGAUUGAUGCUCAUCCAAGAUUCAUACCCAAUAGCUUGAGGUGCAUGCCACAAAGUGAUGACUAGUUUAUGUCUGUGUUGAAGUGUGGGAUUUGGGAGGUUAAUGCACUUAGAUUAAGAGAUCCUAGAUCCUUGACCUGGUUGGUUGGUUUGUUGUUUUUCGCCGCACUCAGC